Messenger RNA from Stylonychia lemnae, 1275 nucleotides. NCBI's taxonomy places the organism in Eukaryota, Ciliophora, Spirotrichea, Sporadotrichida, Oxytrichidae. The record is from the annotation of a GenBank genome assembly.
AUGAGAACAAUCUCCCUAGCCGUUCUCGGCAUGCUACUCACCUCCUCAGUGUAAUCUACCAAUAUUGGUUACAAGCAACUAGGUCAAUUCUCUCACCCUUCACCAGCUUUCGUCAAAGUUGCUAAGUUCCCAGGACAAAAGGACUCUCUCCUCAUCUCAGAGUUCUCCGUCUUCGGAAAGGGUAAAGUUGCUGUCAUUUCUGACAUUGGUGACAAGAUCCAGAGUGGAAAUUUCGCUGACAUUCAUUCAUCAGUUCUCUCAGAUAAAUUCACAUGGCCAAACAACGUGGAUGUCGUCCCAGCUGAAGUAUUCGGCUAAGACGUGAAUGCUGUUGUUGUUCCUGAUGGAUUCCUCGUACCUUUCCACAGCAACGGAGAGAUCUAUGUUAUCACAACUAACACAAGCAACGUUGAGCAAGCUGAGCAAGUUUACCAACUAACUACUUAGAAAUCAGGCUAUUUCUAUCACACUGGAAAGUGGGUAGAUUUGAAUGGGGAUGGCAGACUCGAUUUUGUCACUGCUAGAUCAAAUGCCAAAGCCAACCAAGGAGAACUCAUCUGGCUCGAGCAUCCAGAGCAAGGUCUCCAACAGACCCCAUGGACUGAGCACUUGAUCACUUCAGGUCCAGAUGUUAUUUUCGAGCUUCACGAGCUACCUUAAUACCCAAAUUCUUACAUCAUCUUCUCAGCUGAGUUCUUUUCACACAAACUCCAAGUCUAUUAAAUUAGCAAAAAUGGAGGUGAAGUAAUCAACAAGGCCCUCAUUGAUGGUACUCUUGAUCAAGUCUACUCUGUGCAGCUUCUUGACAUUAACAAUGAUGGUAAACAAGAACUUCUUGUAAACAAUCAUGAGACUGACAGUUCAAAGGCUGGAGUAUUUGUAUUCAACGUACCCCAAGAUUUAUUCAAUAGCAAUUUCACAAGAAAGACAAUUGCCACUGGAUUCAAGAAUGCCUUCUCAUUCACUGUACCAAAUAUGUGCCCAGGCUUCCCAUACGCUGUUUACCCAUAAACCAAUAAUAAGCAUGGCAGACCUCACAUUUUGAUUGCUGGAGAUGGAGACUACUCAGCUCACCUUCUCACACCAACAACUGAUGAUACCAUGUAUCAAAUGAGUCUCAUUAAGAAUCUCGGAGGUACUGUUGGUUCUAUUACCUUUGGCGACUCUAACAACAAUGGAUGGUUAGAGUUUUACGUCCCCAAUUACGACAAGGGUUACAUUGAGGUCUACGAAUUUUAUGAAAUCACUGAGUCAUCUGGUUUCCUCACUGAAUGA